AUGGCGGCUGACAUUCCUGAAGAGGCUACCAUUGCAGCAGCGCCUGAGGCGACUAUUACUACUACUACCACCGACACUCCCGCCGCCCCUGCCAGAAAGAACACCACCGACGAUCUAUCGGCCAUUGUUGCUAUUGGAAACGAUAUUCUCGUCAACGGUAACGGCCACCCCUCCAGUGGGCCCGCUACGCCCUCAGUCGGCGCUGAAGAAAAAACCUUUUCAUUCAGCAACGGCGGCGACGACAAUGAAGACGAUUUCCACGAUGCGAUCGAGAACCUCCCUGCGACCCGCAAGCUCCACCAACGUCUCUCAACCUACUCGCCCCAGGUCCGUGAGACCCAGGAGUGGGAACAGAUCAUGCAGGACUGGGAGCGUGUCAUGGCCGAGAAGCGGAUCCAGGACGCUAAGCUCAACCUGGUCGAGCAGGAGAACAAAAGGAUGAAGUCCCAGUUGGUCGAGGCUGAGGCUGCCAAGGCCGAUUUGGAGAAAGAGAGCCAGGAACGCAUUCAGCAGCUGGAGAAGACGAACAAGGACUUGUCGCUUCAGGCCAAGGACCCUGCCAAGGAGAAGAAGGCUCUGAUGAACCAGUUGGAGGAAUCUGACGCCGAGAAGGAGCUGUUCAAGCUGAUGUUGGAGGAGACUGAGGGCGAGAAGAAGCGUGUUGAGCAGAGACUUGCCCAGAUCGAGAAGGAGAAGGAUCAUUGGUCGCAGAAGACUGAGCGCGUCAAGAACCUCAAGAACCGUCUGAGACUCAAGUCUGCCCAGUUUUCAUUGCUCUCGACUUCGACUUCGACUUUGCUCACCCAGGACUUGGAGGGCGUCCGCCCCGACAAGGAGCGCAAGCGCUUGAUGGACCAAGUUACCACUUUGGAGUCUGACCGCUCUCGUCUUGCCGCCAUGGUCAAGAACACCAUGAACUCGACCGACAGCACUUCGGAUGCCUCCUCCAAGGACGUCUCUACCUUGUCCAACUCGGAGCUCGUCAGCGAGAACCAGAGACUGGAUAACGAGCUCCAGAUGGCUCGCGUCGAGAACUCGCUCUUGCAGCGCCGCAUUGAGGCCUUUGAGGUCACCCUUCACGAUGUCCGUGUUGCGCUGACCAACUCUGAGGCCCAUGCCGAGAGCCUCGAGGUCAAGAAGUAUGACUUGCAGGACAAGCUUGCCGCUGCCGAGGGAUCCCUUGACCGGUCCAGGAUCGAGUCCAUGAAGUACCAGGCUCUUCACAAGGAGAUGCUCGAGAAGAACGACAAGCUCGAUCGCGAGAUGCAGGUCAUCAAAGCUCGUUUCGAGGCCAAGGACCGGGUCCUCAUGACCACCCAGAAGCAACUCGCCGCGGCCAAGGUCGAUGGAGGGCUCCUGAAGACGAUCCGUCGCGAGCUCGAGUCGGUUCUCUUUGACUACAACACUGUUGUCCAGCAUUUCAUGGACAUCCAGGUCCAGGCCAUGGGCGCCAAGGCGCUCGCCAACGCCCUCAAGCGCCAGAACAACGAGCUCCAGGUCGAGCUGACACACUUCCGCACCAUGUUGCUCGGCAUCAAGUCAUUCAACAACAACGACCCCAUCAAGUCGCCCACCGUCACGACGCUUCGAUCCGAGUUCCGUGUGCUGUUGGAGAAGAUUCAGGAGGAGCAGAACAACCAGGUCGACAGGGAGCGGGCAGACAAGUUCAAGGCUCAGGACUGGAACCGAAAGCUGAGGAUGGAGAAGGAUUUCAUGAAGCUCGAGCUCCAGAACCAGAUCGAGAAAUGGAGACGUGUCUCGGUCUACUGGGAGGACAAGUGGCGCAGGGCCGCCAACGACCUCCACGAGGCUGUCACCACCGGUGUCAACUCGGACUAUCUUUUUGAAGCUGCCGCACAGGGCUCCCUCGUUGCAGGAAACAACGCCCACAACAUUUCGCCUCGUGCCAGUGUCCUCCCACCAUCCAAGCGUUCAUCCUUGGCCAUUUCCACCACACCUGCCAACAUUAGUGCCGGUCAGGACGCACCCUUGACCCCCUCAGCCAUGAAGCAAAAUAUCCUCGACAACAAGAUGCGCUCAGGCUCAGCCUCCAACCUGAACUCUGCCGCCUCAGUGGCAUCCCCUGCCUCAGCAACCGCCUCUAGUUCCAUCACAGACUCACUCACAGACUUGGUCAAGCCCUUCCUGGGUCGCUCCCUCUCCCAGAACGGCAGCUCCGGCCGUGGACCCAGCAACCCGAGCUCUCGUCUUGCAGCAGCCGCCAGUCUCCGGACACCCAUCGCCGCAGGAUUACCCUCCAACGCCACAGGAACGGGCGCCAUGGGCAGCACUGCAGUCUCGAAGGCAUCGCUGCGGUCCAAGAACAUGGCUUCAUCUGCUAUUGGCUCUGCGCGCAACCAGGCGUUGCAUGCAGGGGUCCCCGGUGCAGUGGUGACGGCAGCUAGUCAGGAAGCCCAGUCGCGGGCCAACUCUAGUAUCUCUUCGGUCUCAAAAUCUGUCGACAGCGCGCUGAGCGAGUCGGAUCGUCUCAAAGCAGAUGUCCGUCGUAUGUUGAACCGCUAA
This is a messenger RNA of Linnemannia hyalina, 2523 nucleotides long. The record is from the annotation of a GenBank genome assembly. Lineage: Eukaryota; Fungi; Mortierellomycota; Mortierellomycetes; Mortierellales; Mortierellaceae.